AUGGAGGACGGGCGGGAGAAGCUGAAGCUGCUCACCUACGAGGAGGAGGCGCUGCGGCGUCACAACAUGCGGCCGCUCUCCAGGCACUACUUUGCACUGCCCACUAAUCCUGGUGAGCAGUUCUUCAUGUUUUGUACACUUGCUGCUUGGCUGAUCACUAAAGCAGGACAUCACUUCGAACAGCCACAAGAAUAUGAUGAUCCCAAUGCAAUAAUAUCAAAAAUACUCUCAGAACUGCGAUCAUUUGGAAGGCCUGUGGAUUUUCCUCCCUCAAAAUUAAAGGCAGGUUAUGGAGAACAAGCAUGCUAUGUUCUUGACUGUUUAGCUGAAGAAGCCUUGAAAUACACUGGCUUUAGCUGGAAAAGACCAGUAUAUCCUACAGAAGAGCUAGAAGAAGAAGAAAUAAUAGAAGAUGAUGCAGAACUAACCCUUAAUAAACUGGAAGAGGAAGUCGCGGAAGAAGAGUCAGACAAUGAAGAAAACUUCAUCGAUCUGAAUGUUCUAAAGGCACAGACUUACAAGUCGGACAUAAGUUACUCUGUAAAGCAAGAAGAGAUUUUAGAAUCCACGACAGAUGCAGCAGAGUGGAAUCUGGAAGUGGAACGUGUACUUCCACAGCUGAAAGUUACGGUCAGGACUGACAAUAAGGACUGGAGGAUCCAUGUAGAUCAAAUGCAUCAGCAUAAGGAUGGAAUUGAAUCUGCUUUGAAAGAAACUAGGGGUUACCUUGACAAACUUCAUAAUGAAAUCAGCAGAACACUGGAAAAGAUCAACAGCAGGGAAAAGUACAUCAACAAUCAGUUGGAGCAUUUGGUUCAAGAAUACCGUUCAGCACAAGCCUUGUUGAGUGAGGCUAGAGAGAAGUACCAGGAGGGAAGUGGAGGAGUAACUGAAAGAAUUAAAGUGCUUUCGGAGAUUACAGAAGAAUUAGAGAGAGUAAAGCAGGAAAUGGAAGAGAAAGGAAGCAGCAUGACUGAUGGUGCUCCUCUAGUGAAGAUUAAACAAGCCUUAACAAAACUGAAGCAAGAAACUGUUCAGUUGGACAUACGAAUUGGUGUAAUGGAACACACCUUACUCCAAUCAAAGCUAAAAGAGAAAUCAAAUAUGACUAGAGAUAUGCAUGCAACAGUGAUUCCAGAAACCACAGUAGGUGCCUAUUGAAAUUGUUUGGAACUGACUUGGUUUGCCCAAAGUACAAUUUUCUGUUAUUUACUUUUAUGUUAUUUUGGAGUUUUUCCUUUUGUCUUUCUAUUUCGGAUGGGUUUUUGGGGGGUUCGUUAGUUGGUUUUUUGUUUGUUUUUUAACAAGGUGCUUGUUGUGCACUUUUAAGUAACAUUAUGCACACUUUGCAAUCAACAUAGGCCUAUGUUUAGUUUUUUGCCUUAAAGAUUUACUGCAGAUCUCUUGCAAAUGUACUAAUAAAUUCUUAUGAAUGAGCGUGUCUACUUCAUUGUAGAAUGCUAAGUAGUGUGGAAGUGUAUAGAACUUUAUUGACACAGCCCGUAAUCUUUAAACCUGAUUAGAUAUGCUACAGUGCUGAAAGAAUAUUGCUUGCAGAUGAACUGAAAGGAAUUUAAAAUGUCUAUUAUUGCCGUUUACAUAUAUUUAAAGCAUUUAAUUGCUGAUAUUGAAAUAAUACAGCAUUACCCUUUCUAAAAGCCUAGGUCAAAUUUCAUUUCAGCUGCAAGUCAGAAUAAACCGUUGCUCCACUUUAAGUUUAUGAACUGAGCAUAGUAUUCUAAGGCGUUGAUUUCAAGUCACUGGGCCCCACUGAAAAUCAAACUGUGGUUGAAAGGCAAUCACUGGUUAGCAUCGUGACUCCAGGAAGGUCUUUAUGGGUAUGAUAGUGAAGAUGAACGUGAUUUAAUGUUUACUACAUCUGACAUUCACAUGAAAAAUGGGCUCUCUUCCCAGCCCUGCAUGACUUUAGUUUACUCAUGGACUGGCUCUUUUCCUUAGCCCUGUGGUGGGUGGAUAUGCAGUGUUUCAGAGAAAUAUCAGUAGAACUGCUUUUGACUGAAAUUUUGAGUAUUUAUACUUCACAAUUAGAAUGAGGCAGGAAGGGUUCUGCAUGUUUCACUAUUGGAUAUAUGUUCCUGACAUACAGCUCGUCGGUACCAUGGGUAGCAAGUUUCUUAACUUUGUCAUUCAGUAUUUCGUUUGCAAAAAAACAAAACACCCCAAAACUAAAACAAGCCCCCCACCAGAAUUUAAUAAGUGAAAAGCUAUAUGUAAAUGCUGACUAUUAUAAUUUACCUGUGCAAACAGCUGCCAAAAAUCUCUGAAUCACACUGGAAAUCAGUUUCCAACCUCUUUUGCUGCCUACCUAUAUCCUCCCACAUCCAGCUUAAAUUAGAAAAGUUAUUCAUGUUCCUUUUGUAAGGUGGUGUUGCUACUGCGUAUUUACUUUAACAGUAGAUUUAUUUCAACUUAGGAUAAAGCAAUCCCUUCUGCAUUGCCUGCAAAGCACAUAGGUGCUUUUAGAUUGCAAAUGUUGUGUUGUAUAAAUGCCAUUUAUGUAAAUUCUUUCCUCCAAAAACUGCUCCUUUGUGCUAAUACAACAACUAAAAUUAAUAAAAACCUUCUCUUAUGUGAA
Molecule: messenger RNA, 2596 nt
Organism: Struthio camelus australis
Lineage: Eukaryota; Metazoa; Chordata; Aves; Struthioniformes; Struthionidae
Gene: IFT57
Product: intraflagellar transport 57
Biological process (GO): intraciliary transport; non-motile cilium assembly
Cellular component (GO): centrosome; intraciliary transport particle B; Golgi apparatus
Source: RefSeq, a predicted model, not a curated record